AUGGCAAAAAAUCAAUUAUUUUUCAAAUGUUUAAAUCAUUUUAUUACAUUUUAUGCUUAUUUUGGAUUAUUAUUUGCUCUCUUUUGGAUCUAUUGUAUUGUUAUACCAGAAUAUUUUGAAAAAUAUUCAUUAUCUCAAACAUUCUAUAUUUUAUUUAAUAUUUUCUUUUUGUAUUUUUAUAUUCAAGGUUAUACUAAUCUAAUUUUAACGACUAUCUCACGUUAUUUUUUACGUACAAAUAAACACAGUUUAACAGCGAGUGAUUUUUUUUGUCCAAAAUGUAAUUCUUAUUCAAAUAAUCGUUCUCAUCAUUGUACACUAUGUAAUUAUUGUGUACCAUUACGUGAUCAUCAUUGUUUUUUCGUUGGCGUUUGUGUUGGAUCACAUAAUAAACGCUAUUUUAUGUUAAUGCUUUUUCAUUUAUGGUGGGCACAUAUAAUUGGUUAUUCUUUUAUUUGGUCUUAUAUGUGGAAGGAAAUUGGCGGAUUUUGUUUAGAAACAAUACUUAAAAUAUUAUUUUUUAAUAUUGCUUAUUUAAUUGGAUAUAUUAAUUCAAUGUGGAUAGUAUUAAUUUGUUUAUUACAUUAUCUUGUCUUUAUUGAUCUUAUCCUACUCUCAGGAAUCCAGUAUCAAAUGGUCAAGAGACUAAUUCGAGGUCAAACACAGUAUGAAGAAAAAAAGAAUAUAAUCGAUCCAACGUAUAAAAAGGGAGAAGAAUUUUAUCGCAUUUUUGGUGGUAAAAGAUUUUUUUGGAUAUUUUUAAAUCCAUUAUAUAGACAAAAUCUUUCUCUAGGCAAUUAUAUCUAG
This is a messenger RNA of Didymodactylos carnosus, 807 nucleotides long. The record is from the annotation of a GenBank genome assembly. Lineage: Eukaryota; Metazoa; Rotifera; Eurotatoria; Philodinida; Philodinidae.